This is a messenger RNA of Nerophis lumbriciformis (worm pipefish), 3318 nucleotides long. Lineage: Eukaryota; Metazoa; Chordata; Actinopteri; Syngnathiformes; Syngnathidae. The record is from RefSeq and is a predicted model, not a curated record.
GGCAUGAGCCAUGAAUCCACCAAAUCAGCGUCAUUAGGAAUGGUCUCCACGGCGACCCGCACCACAGCCACCGUCAGUCCCCUCAGCCCUCUGACCAAUGGGAGCGGGCUCGCCCAGUCUGCCAACUCCGGAUUCGCCGCCGCCCUGCGCAAACUGGCCAAACAGGCUGAGGACCCCCGAGGUUCAGCCCUUAGCGCUGAGUCAUCGCCCGUCUCUUCGCCCGCCACCAGCCACAGCUCGCCGGUCAACACCCCAAAGCGGGCGUCGCUAGGGCCCCUCCUGGCCCAGUCCCGGAGCCACGCCGUCGUCCCUGCCGCCCCUCCCGUGGUCACCAUCGCGCCCACUAAGACAAGUAACGGCUUGUGGAGGGCCGACGGGCGACAGGUUGAGCAAAGCGUUCCGAGGCUGAGCAGCAGUGGUCGCCCGCAGCAGGACAAGAGGACUCCGCCCAUACCCUCGCUGGCUCAUCCCUUUGGACUCACCCCUAGUUCGGUCAUGCAGGACCCCAGAAUGCAGAGCCUCAGUUUACCUGGGCAGAUGCACCCUGCGGUCCCCUCGGGCACCAUCCCCGAGGAAUACCUGAGAGCGCUGCGUCCCUUCGCCACCCCCGACGACAUGCGGCUGACCUCUGUGCCUCUCGGUCUAGACCCCUCGGCUGCUGCCGCCCACGCCGCAGCCGCUGCUUACUACCAUCCGGCCUUCUUGCACCACCCUCUGUCUUUACCUAGAAUGGAGGAAUCCAUGUGUCUGUCAGCGCUCAGGUCGCAGUUUUACUCCAUGCCUGGCGGCGGCACCUUUCCCCCUCUACACCCCUCCGGCCUCCACUUGCACCUGCCCGGGGCGCAUUACCCCGGAGAGCUCAACCACAGUGUGCUCGCUGAGAGGCUGCAGAUGGAGAACGAGCUUCGCCAGCGAGAGAGGGAGAAAGAAAGGGAGGAGGAGAGGGAGAGGGAGCUGGACAGACAGAAGGAGAGGCUGAGGGAACGACAGCAGCAGAUGGUCAGAGCGGCCGAGGGCCACGCGUACCUGGCCGAGGGGCCGCCGAGGAGGGCGCCUCCUCCGCAGGACGGGGCCGGGCCGGGGGAGGGCUUGACCCCCGGCAGACUGGAUAAAGCCAAGGAGUCGGAACACCCAUCUUUCCCGACACAUAAACCCUUGCCCUUGAACCUGCACUCCUCCAGGGGCUCCGUCCCACACCCUGUGCCCAGUCUGGUGCCUUCUCAUCUGGGGAAGCACCACGCUACACCACCCAUCCACGGCGCUCAGGGAUCUACUGUCGCAAAUCAGAGGGCUGGCGAGGACGCCUGGAUGAAAGAUAAUAGAAUGGGACAUCCUAACCAAGGAAUCAAAGAAGUAGCAACUUCCCUCGGCGCGCCGCCUCCUCUCAUCUCCCCAAAAGCUCCAACAACCACCCUGUGGAACCCAGCUUCUUUCGUGGACCGCCGAAAACCUGCUCCACCCAUGCGCCCCCCUCCCGGCCUGACCAGAACUGACCGACCACACCCGGGCUGGGGGGAAAAGGUUGACGAAGGAGUCAGGAGGAGACCGGAAGCUACCGAGAGAUGCUCCCCUGCUCGAGAGGACGACCUCCCGCUACUCCAAAGACACCACGCCAACACCCUCCAGUUGAGACUCUACGCUCCGCUGUCGGACCCCGACGUGGGCAGGGAGCGACAGAGGGAUACCGCGACGGUGUACGACGAAGCGCUCAGGCAACAUCGGCGACUCCUCAGCAAGCUGGAUUUGGAGGAGAAGAGGAGACGGGAGGCCCGCGAAGGAGGUUAUUACUACGACUUAAACGAUUCGUACGACGAGAGCGACGAAGAAGAGGUGAAAGCCCAUCUGAGGAGGGUGACGGAGCAACCACCCCUCAAGCUAAACACGUCCUCUGAGAAAGUUGACUUCCUUCGCACGUGCGGCCUGGUGACGCUGGCCCAACGCGACCAGCUCCUGCAGUGCAAGAGGCGCAAGCGGAGGCGGAUGAUGAGGGAGCGCAGCGCCUCGCCGCCGCCAGCCACGCGUGGGAAGAGGAAGUCUCCCCCGUUGUUGAAGACGCCGUACACCGCCGAGCAGAUGGACGGCGCUCCCGAGCUGCAGGAAAAGAAGGAGUUCCUGCGUGCCUUCAAGCUCUCUCAUGUCAGUGCUCAGCAGCGAAAAGACAAGGAGAAGACCGAAGAGCUGCUGAAGGCCAUUGAGAAGAAGAUUGUGACAUUGGACACGCUUCGUUACAAUGCUGUACCUCCUUGUAGCAGCAGCAGCAGUAGCCCUCCUGCUGCUGCCUCCUCAACCGCGGAGUCCUCAUCAACCCCGCCUUCCUGUCAAUCAAACGGAAAUCACUCGCCAAGCCCCUCCCCGCCAUAUUUACACAAAGCGAGACACGCCCCUUACAACAACUCUGUCCGACAACCGCCUCCACCUUUGGCAUCCCAUCUCGACAAAGCGUCCAACAAGAAGCCGCCGACGGUCCACAACGGUCACCUGGUAGCGCCGCUUAAAAAAGAGCCCGGCGGAGGAGGGAACGGUCGCGUGCGACCCUGGGAGAGGUUCACACCUGAGGCCUUCGCUCAGCACUUCCACCAGGCUGUUCUGCAGUCCACACACCACAAAGGUGAGAUGCCAGCACUCAUCUCCAACUCCAUGAAGACUGAAAAUGCGUUGCCUCGCGACGUCUCUGCGCUGAAAACGCCUCAACUGAACCACAUCGCCCAGCACGUCAAUGGCUAUCGCCCCCGCGAACGUGUGACCGACGAGGAUGUGGACGGUGCUGAAGAUUCAUCUGAAGACGAUGACGAGGAAGACGAGGAACCGCCCAGGAAGUGGAAGGGAAUUGAAGCCAUUUUCCAGGCCUAUCAUGAUUAUGUGGAUGAACGAAGUGUUGAGAGGCAAGUUCUUCACAGUCAGUGUAAAAGACUGGAAGCACAGAACAUCAAUCUCAGUAGAACCGCAGAGCAGCUAUCUCUCACCAUGACGGAGCUGGUGAGUCAAAAGCAGCGGGUGCGUGAAGAGCGCGAGAGGCUUCACGCCCAGCUGGAGCACUUCAGGAGGUGCCUGACACUACCCAGCAUGCACUGGGGCAGAGGGGGGCACGUCAACAGGGAGGCUGUGUGCAAGGAGGAAACCUUUGCUUCCAAAGAACCCAAUACAACAUUCCAGGAGAAGGACCUCAUACCAACUGUGAAGCAUGGAGGUGGAAGUGUCAUGGUUCAGGGACGCUUUGCUGCAGCAGGACCUGGCCAGCUCACCAUUACAGAAUCCACCAAGAAUUCUAUCGUGUAUCAGAGUGUGCUUGAAGAACAUAACUGUCGAAUGUUGCCGUAG